Struthio camelus australis is the source of this 4455-nucleotide messenger RNA. NCBI's taxonomy places the organism in Eukaryota, Metazoa, Chordata, Aves, Struthioniformes, Struthionidae. The record is from RefSeq and is a predicted model, not a curated record.
CAGAGAGACUUUUGAAGAACAAAGAUGACUUCUGCAGCUUUAUUUCCAGUGAUCCAGCCUCAAUCUCCAGCCACUCAUAAAAUUAGUUUUGGUAAAAGGGGGAUAAAAAGAAAGAUAAAUUCUUGUUUCACUUAAUAGCUCUGAGAAAUGUCCAGUUAUGCUCUAAGGAUAAACUUCAGUUGUGUGCCCUGGCCUUCUCAGAGAAGCAAAGGCAGAUCCUGACCUGAAUCCUCAGAAUAGGUGUAGAUUUUAUGCUCAGUGAGAUAGGGGUGUGUUUCGUUCUCAGCGUUAUGUUCUGCCUGCAGAAGCCUGGAACCUAGGUGUGGCUGUGUAUUUGCACAUGCCCCAGUUCUUUUCUGUUGAAGAUGUUCCCCUUUAGUAAAUCAGCUUACAAAGAAAAAGGCCAAUCCACUGCAAAACCAGUGGUUUCAGAGGUUCAGUGUCGGAUAUAUUUUUAAAAGUACUGCCCAGAGGGGUCAAUGCAGGAGUGGUCUGUAGGUCAUAUCGCCAAGAAUUUCUUCAGUUUGAUAUAACAAGUAGAUUCUAAAAACUGGGCUGCGUUUAGAAAAUGUUAAUGUCAAAGUUCAUUUGACGUAAAGGUAGGAAGGUAGAGUUAAAAGAGGAACCCCAACUAAAUUUCUUAAGUUUAGUGGGCUUGAAUCACAACCGUAAUGAUCCAGUAAAAGUGCAUUUCGAAAUGAAUUUUAAAAGGUGAUAUUUUAAGUAGUAUCUAAUUAUAACAUUUUUCUGCAAAAUUGUAUAGAUGUUGAUAAAAACAUUCAAAAGAAGAUAACUCCCUUCACAGUAAAAGACGGAAAGCCAGUUCUUUACAGAGAUGCUGAGUCUUGGUCCACUGAAAAGGUCUUCAGUGGAUGUGUCGAGACUUAACCUGCCCCAGGGGACCUAAUUCCACAGGGAAGUUUCUUUUUGAGAACAGCAGAACCUUUCCAACCUAGGAUUCCUUCUUGCAGAAACUACAGAGAAGCCAAAGAAGAGAGCUUGUGUGCACCUGUGGCACAGGACCUGUUGUCAGGAGUGAGCAUAUGGACAGAAUACACAUCCAGACAUAGGAACUGGCAUCAUGCCAGCAUUCUUUGCAGUCAGUGAUUUGCACAAAAUAGAAUGAGAAUUUGCAGCGUAUGUUGUCUCUUAGCAACAAUUGGAAUUUAGGGACCCCUCAGACUGUAGUCUUUUUUGGCUGUUCCUAGGAAUGUAAGGGUUUCCAAGAAAUAAAAAAUGAACAGCAAACAACCUGUUCUUAAAUGAACAAAACAGAAAUUAAGUUCAAAACUACGUUUUGCAUGUCUUGUGAGUUGCUAUAAAUCUUUUUGCUUUUUUUGACCAAGUAAUGUCUUAGCUUAGUUAGUAUGCAAUUUUUUAGGGCAUAAUCUUUUGCUGAUGGAGUGUCCUACUACUUUGUCUCUGAUUUCUUUUAUUCUAUAAUAAACAAUUUGAACAACUUGAACACAAGAAAGCAUUUUAUUUUUAGUUACUUUUUAUACCAUAUGUUUCAAAAGUAAAGUCAUGAACCCUCUUAUUUGUUUCUUUAAUACACACAUAAUAUGUGUGAAUGUUUGUAAUUGUUCUGCCUUUUGGACUUGCUCCAGAAGAAGGGAAGAACCUGUUUAUAUUCAUGAUGGUUAUGCCAUACAAACUAAGGACCAGCUUCAAUCGCCUUGAUAUACUCAGAGUAUCUUAACUUCAUCUAUGUUGUAAUUCUUUUCAGACUAUUAGGAUCAAAAUCUGAAUUAAGCAUAUGUAAUUCCUUGUCUAACUUUACCUACAUGAGUUCUCCCGUUGAAAUAAAUGGAACGCUUUGUGACAGCAAAGAUAAAUACUUGCAUGCAUCUUUGCACUGUGUGGGUAUAGAGGGAUAACUAAGAUCAGUUGUGGUCAAGUUAUAUUCCACGGUAUUAUUUAUUCACUGUUUUUGAUGCCUGGUGCUAUGCAGAAAGAAAAAUGUCUUUCUGAGUUUGCAGUGUAAUGAAUGUACCUAUCAAAAAACCGGUAGAUGCAGGACAAAAAAGCUCAAAAGAAUUUGAAGCUACAUGAAAAGAGCACGCUUUCAUCGAGAAUGAAAACUCAAAACUUUACAAAGCAUGUGAUCUCAGCUUUUGAAAGAAAAACACAGAUUAAAGAAGAAAAGGAUGUAUGUUUUCCUAUUUCCAACUGGGCUGUUGCUUUUGCAAAAUGUUGCCAGAGUGAUAAACAGCCUAUAACAGAAUACAUCAGUGAACAGAAAGAUCUGUUUCUACAGCAGUAUGCAGUAACAGAAAAAAAACAAACUGUAAAGCAUCUGGAAGAGUUAACAGUACAGAAGGAGAAAGAAGCAAGAUCUGCAGAAGAAAAGUUAGAAAAAGAAUUUAUUGCGUUUGAAGAAUUUCUUGGUCGAAAUAGUAUAAGUGCCAUCAAUGCGUUUAGAAAUGCAAGUAAAGAAAAAAAGUCCAAAAUGAAAAUGGCAACAUACGUAAAGUCAGCUGUUAAAGAAAUUUGUACGCUUAGAAGUGAAAUCUCAGAUGCUGAGUUUCUCCUCCAGGAGUCCUUACACUAUGAAGCUUUUUUGAUGGAGCUUUCUCCAAAAGAUUGGCAAGAACAGCAAAAAGCGAAAAGGAUGGAAGCAAGAGCAGAAAAGGAAAAAGAGAACAACCGGAAGGAACUAGUUACAUGUCAUUUCAGUCUACAGGAAGGGAAAGAUGCACAAAACUCCCAACCUCUUCCAUGCUGGGCAAAGCCAACUACAAUAAUGCAAACAUCAAAGCAGAAAGGCAAACCUGUGGCAAUUACAGAGAAGAGUGCAGGAUACAAGAAGAAAAUGCUCACUACCCGUGAGACUGGUCCACAAAAGACAGUUCUGCCCCUUAUUAGAGAUGACUCCAGGUAUUUUAAGCUAGGACUAGAAGAAGGAGCGGAAACAUGGAAUGAAUUCAGAUCAGGAUCGACUGAAAGCAGAGCGUCAUCACCGAGUAGGUGGGAAAAUAGGAUGGACAGUGUAACGUAUGACUUUCCCAUAGAAGAUGUGGACUGUGAUGUGGUGCCAGAGAUAUAUUUCACUGAUCCAAAACAGUUGCUUCAGAUUUUCCAUGAUCUAGAAGAACAAAACCUUGCAUUGAUUCGAACUAUUCAAGAUUUAGGAGAAACAGUGGAUGAAAUUGCAUACACAACCAAUGCUAUAAAGGAAAACUUAGCUGACAAAAUAAGGAUCCUGGCUAGACACAAAGAGGUGCUAGAAGCAGCCUGUAUUAGAGAAGAAGAAAAAAGCACCCAGUUGGCGCUAAAAACUAAGGUGUUUUCUGUUGGAGAGUUUAGUUCAGAAAUCCAGGACAGAAUGCUGGAUUUGCUUAAUGAAAAGAUUGCAGAAGUAUAUAAAUUUAGUGUUGGAACAGAAGCUGCAUCAAAUCUUAGCUCAAUUCAAAUGUUGAAAAGAAUUGAGGAUCGAAUAGAAGAACUGUGUGAAUUAAUGGAAACAAUCCCAAGAGAAGUUAUUGAAAGAGCUGAGAAAAGAAAGAUGAAUGAGAAAAGGAAAAGGUUACGUGAAUUAAAACUGAAACAAGAAAAGGAACUUCAGACAGAACGUCUAAAGUCUUCUCUACAGAGAGCUAUUUCAGAACCAAAGAAAAAGACGGGAAGACGACUGGUAUUUCGUUCACAGCCUCCAGCCGUUAAAGCAAAGAAGGUAGUUAAAGAUGAAGUCCCUGCAAAUACUGAAGAUGACUCAGAGUUUUUCACUUAGAGGUGAAACUUACUUCCUACUGAAAACAGGGUUAACACAGCAUUAUGGCUGUCUUCUUAAUCAACCAGUUGAGAGCAAAAGGAAUCAUUAGGAAAGCACCAGUACUCUGCAGCAGGCACAUCAAGAUGUUUUUAAAAGGUUUGUGCCACUGCUCAUUCUACAGCCUGCAUCAUCACCAUUAGAGAGAGAAAAGGCUGUUCCUGCAAGCUCCUUCACUCUACUCAUCCAUUCAGCUUAGAGCAGCAGAACAAGCCACGUACACAAGACGGGGAGUUCUUUAUCUUCCAUUAUAUGCUAGCCUGCACUGCAUUAUGGCUACCUGACAGCCAAGUACUGAUACUAAAUGGAGCUGAUAAAAGAAUGAGCCAUAUAUUUUCUCCCAGAGUACACAGCUUGGAAGAUUUAAUUCAGCUCUGGGAAUCACUUAAAUUCAAAUGAUCGCCUUAAAAAACAAAACAACCGAAACCCAAAGCUUUUAAGUAUUACCAGUCUCAACGUAUGACAAUACUUUUAAUACUCACUUUUCACUCUGAGUUUCUCAGUUUCAAACUGCAACAAUUUCUUCUUCCUCCAGCAUUAGUUUUUCCAGAUGCCAUUUAGAGAUUACAAGUGAUUUAAGCAUUAGCUUCCUCCAUAUUAAAAUACAGAGAACGAGAAGUAAACACCUUAUUACAAAGUUGUGGAAAAUAAAAAAGAAAAAAGUUUAUUUCCAGAUAUACAAAACA